UCACAAAUGCAGUGUACAACUGGAGCACAGCCAAUGAGGUGUCCCAUAUGCUGCCAUACCUAUAAGGGAAAGAGAGCCCUUGCCACACAUUGUAAAGUUCAGCACCCCCAUCAACCCUGCUGUACCACAUGUUGGACAAUCUACAACUCCAUGGAAGACCUUCGUGCACACCAGAGGUCUCUACACCACACAGAGGAAACUUUCCAGUGUAGGGUUUGUCACAAGACGUUUGGAUACAAGAGGAACCUCUUAGUUCACAUGAAAGAGCAACAUCUUGAGACGGGGCAGGAGUUUCCUUGUAUGGAAUGUCAGAAGAUGUACAGGACUAAGAGAGCACUGAAGGAACACAUCAGGACACAUAGAAACCACAGAAAGUACACCUGUGAUGUGUGUGGAAAGUGUUUUACAACUAUGCCAGGGCUGCAGGACCAUUACGUACACAUUCACCAGACUUACUACUAGCUUUUACGCUUACCUAUAGUGAGUUUUUAUUUAACAAAUUAAAUUUAGCCUGUGUUUACACAAGCUCUCGCUGGCUGGAGUUAAUUACCCCCUCCUAGGGUGGCGGCAAUUGUAGGGCCGGCCGCUAGGGGCGUGAUUUUAGUCAGGCUAAUAUGUAAUUUUUCAUACCUUAAACUUUUUCAGCUCAAGCAGAUGAAAAUUAAAAGGCAUAUCGUAAUUAGUGUAUUCUGUGUUUCAUUGCACUAUGAUCACUACAUCAAUGUCUAUCAUCAAGUUAAAGCUAUAUUAUGUGCUCCAAGUUACAUAGAUUGUAUUGGUUGUUCUGUAGGUUAAGAGUUUGAAAAAGUAGAUACUCUGUCCUAUCUUGUAGAUAAUGUUGGAAUAUAUCUAAAUACGUCAGCACUAAACACUCAGUAAAGAUCGUGUGCUCAUGUCUGUCCUUGUGUAUGGGGUAAAUUUCGGACCAUGAUUGAAUUGCUCGUCACAGUAUAUGUUAAAGCGACACCUGGCGGUCUUUGUGUGUGGCUCAAACGUUUCGUACCAUGGUGGAAUAUAAGGCAUGGAAACUGAGGUCAAUUGGAAAUAAAUGAAUAUUCAGUUAUCAAAAUAUGAUUGGUUUCACUCUAAUGUUUUCUAUACACUGCUAAUUGAUUCUCAAUAAAAAUGAAAUUGUAUUAUCAAAGCUAUUUUUCUAGGCCUUAACUGUCCUACGUCAGAUGAGUGACAAACAAAAACAAAAUAGCAACUUGACCUGGCCAAGCCCUAUAACCUCCUUGACCUGACGGACGGAUGCACGCAGGCAUGGGUCUUAGCUCGCGACAUCCUAUGAUAAACAUUGAGAGUAUUGGGAGCUGACAAGUCGGUUCUGUCGGAGUGAAAUGUUGAUCCAGAAAUUGAUAAACGAUUUGAUGAUAAUGCUAUGUUGACAGUACACGGACACCUGAGUGAUUUCUCAGGUGUGGUAAUUAACAACUCUGGACCAUGUGGAUGAUGUGACUGUAUCUGGCUCAAGCCCCUCCACAAAGAACGUCAUACCUUCGUGAAGUCGUGAACAUCCAGUUUUUGUGACGUCGGUCUUCACAAAUAAGAGACCAUGCCUCGACUGUCGACUGUGGUGAACCGGAUGAAGUGGUGCAUACUGGGAGCGUGUCUGACGUUACUCGCCUGCCAUAUCCUGUUUGUAGUGAUGGACAGGUUGGCGUGGAACCACCCAGGCUCCAGACUCGUGUUCAUACGGGGAGGGGCUCAUGAUGUUACCAGGUGUAGAAGAUCCAAAACAUUUAACAGCCUAGAAACUCUAGCUGAAACAAAAUGGCGGCUGAUGAAUAUCCGGGACAUCAAGUCAGCUACGAUCAACACAGCCGUCGAGGACCCGGAUGUAAAACCUAUCGGUUGUGGUGUCUCCUUCUCUGCAGACAUUGAGCAGGUGACAAGGAUGGGUGACUGUGUGACUUCUAGAGUCUCAGUCAAGUCUGUCUUCAGCAACCUCUCUCACUAUCAGGGAGAGAGCCAUCUGCGGGAGAUCAAAACACACUACCUGGACCGCGUCCUGGAUACCGGUCUGACCGUCCCAUCGUCCCUCGUGGUGCUGCCCUUCUCCAGUCUGACCGGCAAACACGCCCAAGACAUCAAACAGGCUGUAGACUGCGACAUCAGCGACAAGACACUCUUCAAGAAAGGAGUGACGGUGUACGUGGCGAGCUGGGUACCCAACCUGGGCGCCUUCCCCAAGAUGACACCGAGUUUGGCUGAUAGAAUCCACCCUGACAACUUCUUCACAUACGUGACGUUUCUCUACAUCGCCAACUGUAUGAAGUCGGGACAUUCCCACUUCGCCACCUCGGACAUCCUUCACUACGUUAUGAUUGAUAACGACCGUUGUCUGCUACCAGAGAAGGUUUCAACCAUCGAGAUGCCGCUUCACUAUAGGAAACGCCUUACCAAGAUCAACAGCAUCUUAUUCCGUGAUGGACAUGUUUGCAGUGUCCCGCCCUACCUGAUUAGUCACAUGCAGACGGCCAACUCGCCAUCAUCGUUGACUCCUAGCAUUGGGAGUCAAUUUAGGAAAAUGGUGGCUGUGAAUGUGAUCUCAAGUCUUGUCCUGCAAGAGGACCCAGAGAUCUACGAAGAAACAGACGGUAGAGUAGCGACACUGGUAGCGGAGUAUAAUUACCGUUGUAACGCCCGAGACGUCUCUAACUACGACGGCCAAGUGUCCAAGUCUUUCAGAGAGUCUAGAAUCGUUGAUUAUGACUUUAUUGAUGAGAAACAAGAACGCAUCGCAGUGGAACUAGAAGGAGGUUUGACGGGCGUCGCGACUGUUGUCCGUCCCAGUGUCGGAACAACAAUCCCACAGCCGGCCCUCGCCAAACUAUUUGCCUACUAUGUAGAUCGCCUGACUGGUAUCAACAGGAUGCCAACAGUCGUGUACAGAUUAUUACAUCUCGACAUACCCGAACUAGAAAACACUCACAAUUUGACAGAAAACAAGACCCAGGGCAUGACUGACGAUUUCAUGUGGAAAUCGCACGGGCGCCAAUUUGGAAAUGGGGGUGCAACACAUCCCAAACAAGUAUCGCCCAACCUGGGUUCAAAGAAACUGAAUGUGGUGUUGGUCGGAAAAAUGAAAGACUUUCACGGCAACGUUUCUAUCCAUCAUGAAGGCAACUUGAGAGAUUUUUUCCGCCAUGAAGCAAGUUUCGAACAUCUGGAGAAGAUGAACUAUUCCCGGCAGACCUUGUUGGACAUGGCCGACAUCUUUCUCUUGGACUUCCUGGUACAUCGUCCUGACCGGAAAAUCUUUGUCAAGUCUGAACUCCGUCUGGUGUCGACUGGAGAAGCCGAGGCCUGGUGGACUCACACGAACCAGUCCGUCUGUUCCGCCAUCUUGAGAUGUCCACCUGUGCUGUACAACACUGUCUGGAGCCACCGCCAUUACCGGUGCAACCAAACAUGUGGGGAUGGCGUCAGCACCUACCUUAGCAACUGUCGCUUUCGGGCAAGCACCGUACAACGGAUAAGAAACAUACAGAAGGAGGGAUCAACCCUGGAAGACAUGGUACAGAUGAUGAUUAAGAACGAGAAGGGUCUUCCAAGUAUCCUUAAAGGACUUGGCGCAAGAGUGAAAUACUUGAUGAGUUAUGUGGACAUGUGCGAACGGGAAUACGGAAGAGAUAUUCUCCUGUAGUGAAAAACUCACAGAGGCAGGAAAAAUAAUUCUUAUGGGUCCUUUGACGGAAAGACGUUAAGCCUAUAAAUGUGCCCCAAAUGUUCAUGAUGGUGAAAGGGAAGGGGACAAGGACAAAGUUCGAAAAUAAGUUUAAGAAAACUGUCAAUUUACUUAAAGGAAUUCAAAAGGCGAGAACCACGAGAGAUAUUCAGAAUAAUAUGUCGUUUGAAAUUUUAUUUAUUGAUGUAAAAAAUGCGGACAAUUAUUAUGAACUUAACGCCUUGGAUACUCUUUAUGGAGACUGAAACAUUCGUGGUUACUCGAACUUAACAUGCAGCUGUUUUUAAAGAUGAGAAAAUGUUGACAUCAAAGAAUUAAAAGGAAUUUUGUCUAAAUGAAGUUUUGAAGAAAAAAGGGACUUACCGUACAGCAAAAAAGACAAAA
This is a messenger RNA of Branchiostoma floridae (Florida lancelet), 4075 nucleotides long. RefSeq lists its product as uncharacterized. Lineage: Eukaryota; Metazoa; Chordata; Leptocardii; Amphioxiformes; Branchiostomatidae. The record is from RefSeq and is a predicted model, not a curated record. The transcript is spliced from 6 exons. Bases 1556 to 3649 code for a protein of 697 amino acids.